Angiostrongylus costaricensis is the source of this 735-nucleotide messenger RNA. The record is from the annotation of a GenBank genome assembly. NCBI's taxonomy places the organism in Eukaryota, Metazoa, Nematoda, Chromadorea, Rhabditida, Metastrongylidae.
GUUUCGUUACUAUUCACCAUGUUAACUUCGGUAAAAAUCGCUUUCACACCUCAACAGGACGAUCUUCAAACAGGCUAUACUCCACGUGGAGCUCGCUCGGUACAGGAGCUAGCUGUGUACAACGAGUACUUUUCGUCGCAAGGUCAACCGAUUACGAUCUACGGCUUCGUGAUGGCGAAAGACGAUGGUUCCAUGUCCCGUUUAGCUUACAUGGAUGAAGCCGUGAAAACGUUGAACUUUGUCACAGCCAAUAUCAAACACAAUGGACAAUCCUUUUCCACAAUAUGCUCAGACUUCUGCGAUAUGAACGAGCCUAUAAGACACUUUUACAACGGUUUGGUGAUGAAAGUUAACUCAUCUGGAAUCGAUGAACGGAUUUCGAUAACAUUUCCAGUCAUGGAAGUAAUCGGCAAGGAAAUUGAUCUUAGUCCGAAUUUCUACGGAGUAAAGACCAACAGCAGCGACCGAACAGUGCAAUUUCUGAAGUUGGUACUCUUUCAAUUUCGAGCAAAUCCACCGAAGAACUGGAAUCGAUGCGACGUACAAGCCUACGAGAGGCGAGUCGUCAGUUAUUUCAAUAGCGAGAUGAAGUCAAACUUACUGAAAAUCUACGGCUUGUCACUCACCUACGCCUCUGAUGAGAUAGUCAGGACCGGUAAGGGAAUUGAAACACAUGUAAAGCGAAAAAUACUGGAAGCAGCCACGACACGCUGUAUUGCUGCGCAUUUUGCUUAG